This is a messenger RNA of Anneissia japonica, 1819 nucleotides long. RefSeq names its product E3 ubiquitin-protein ligase TRIM56-like. Bases 127 to 1767 code for a protein of 546 amino acids. Gene Ontology annotation, biological process: positive regulation of DNA-templated transcription. Gene Ontology annotation, molecular function: zinc ion binding; ubiquitin-protein transferase activity. Gene Ontology annotation, cellular component: chromatin; nucleoplasm. The record is from RefSeq and is a predicted model, not a curated record. The transcript has 4 exons. NCBI's taxonomy places the organism in Eukaryota, Metazoa, Echinodermata, Crinoidea, Comatulida, Comatulidae.
CUCAAAUUCACUGCAUACAAAAGUAGGCCUAAGUAAAUGCCGUUUUCGUCAAAGUAACGCAGCCAGUGCUAAAUAUUACAAAUCAAGAGUAACCUUAAAUUAUUGCUCAUUUAUUAAACAACUAAAAUGGCAUCAGAGAUCACGUUGUUUGAAGAUGCAAAUAAAGAAUUUCUAACAUGCUCCAUCUGUAAGGACAUUUUUAAACAUCCAAAACAAAUAACAUGCAUGCAUAACUUCUGUCAAGAUUGCCUACAGCCUCUAAUAAAGGAAGGAACGCCACACAAGUUAAAGUGCCCCCUCUGCCGAGAGGAAGUUGAGCUGACGGUAGACACCAUUGAUGAACUAGAAGAUAAUCUUUUUCUCAGUAAUUUGUGUGAGUUAUUUCUAGUUGCUAAUCUCAAUACCGUGGACGUCCUCUGCUCAUUUUGUUCAGAAGCAUUAAACGAAGGAAAUGCAUCACGUUGCAUCGAUUGUUCUGAUAACCUCUGCGAUAAAUGUGCAAAGACACACACCCUGACCCGCUUGACAAGAAAUCAUCAAGUCAUCUUGAUGUCAGAGCUUAAAACAGAAACCCUGGUGAGAAAAUCAAGAGAAGGAAACGUCAAGAUACCAUGCCAGAAACACUCAAAUAACCAUUUGGAGUACUUCUGUCAAACAUGUCAAGUACCCGUAUGCCUCGGAUGUACUGUUGUAGACCACGUACGUCAAAAUGGUCACAGCCUCAUAAACCUACAAGAUGGUCCGACAAAAGAAAAAUUCAAGGAGCAGAUAACCGAGCAACUUAACAAGCUAGAAGAAAUCAUACCAUCUUUUGAAAAGCAUAUUGAUAUUGCAAAUGAAACGGAGAAAUGCCUUAUCAAAAGUCUUGAAAAAACCAAAAAUGAUAUACGGGAUACUGCUAAGAGUCUUAUUGAUGAAAUCGAAGCUCACUCUAAGUCUUUGAUUGAGAAGGUCGAUAAGAAAGCUGAAGCUAUUCAGAAGUCAGUUGAACAUCACAGAGAAUCUGCUGAAAUCCGGGUCAAGAGUUCUACCAAGAUCAACCAGUUUGCUAGAAACCUGUGUAAGCAUGGCCUAAAUGCUGAGAUAAUGUCAUCGGCUAAAGAUCUGCUGAGAAGAAUGAAAGAAUUGCAAGAGGAUAUGAAAGAUCUAGAAGGAACUGGUGAACUACGUUUCGUCAGACAAGAUGAAUUCAAGUUUGGAGUAGUGAAAGAGUGCAAGAUCAUAGAACGGGAUGAGUACAGCUUAUUGGAAUAUUACACUGAAAAGGAGAUGGCGGUUACUAACAGUGUUAAAAGAGGUCCACAUUGGCCGACAGGAUUUGACGGUUACGACAAUAAUGGACGUUACAAUCAAAACAGAAUCCAGUCAAUUCGAAGAAACGGGCCGAAUGAUAUAGGAGUUACGGUUUGCUUUCAGUCAGGUAGUAAUAUGGAGUGCAAAAUGAAUCCUGGAGAUUACUGGUUACAGCCAACGAAUGUAUCUUCCAAUUACCAGAGUCGACUGGAAUGUUAUACUAAAAAUUUUAUGAAAGUUGGAGAUGAAGUGAAAAGAGGCUUACAUUGGCCUCCAGGUUCAUAUGACUCGUACGAUGAAAGAGGACAAAAGUCAGGAAAAAUCACGCAAAUCAACCAAACACAGAGUGGUACUAUUGUUACCGUAGAUUUUGGACCACCAGGCAACCAAACCUGUCAAUUUCCAAUGAAUACCGGAAACUACCACUUGUUGCCCCUUCAUUCGUACCCUUUCAUUCAUUGGGUUGAGUUUUAAAUGUCACAAAGUAUGUAUACUCAGGCCCGUAGCCAGGUUCUUCCAAGGUGGG